GGUUGGAUUAUCGAAGGCCUCCCUGACACCCGGGAACUUGCGCGGAGCUUGCAGGCAGUGGGGAUCAUUCCACGGCAUGUUGUCGUGUUUUAUGCUCCGGACUCUGUGUUGAUCGAGAGGAAUCUUGGGAAAAGAGUAGACUGUGUUACUGGAGAAGUCUACCAUACCACAUUUGACUGGCCUAUGGAUGAGACUGUGCAGAUGCAUCUGGUAGUUCCUGAAGGCAUCUCUGAGGAAGAAACGGCCAGGCGGCUGGUGGAAUACCAUCAGAACUAUUACGGGAUUCUGCAGUCCUUUGGGAAGUCUAUGAAGCUGAUCAAUGCUGACCAGCCCUGCACGGAUGCCCUUGCACAGG
This is a messenger RNA of Sceloporus undulatus (fence lizard), 355 nucleotides long. RefSeq names its product adenylate kinase 8-like. Gene Ontology annotation, molecular function: AMP kinase activity. The annotation marks the transcript as partial. NCBI's taxonomy places the organism in Eukaryota, Metazoa, Chordata, Lepidosauria, Squamata, Phrynosomatidae. The transcript is spliced from 3 exons. The record is from RefSeq and is a predicted model, not a curated record.